This is a messenger RNA of Molossus molossus (Pallas's mastiff bat), 5365 nucleotides long. It is a transcript of the gene LMO7, whose product is annotated as LIM domain 7. The transcript is spliced from 32 exons. Gene Ontology annotation, biological process: regulation of signaling; regulation of DNA-templated transcription; regulation of cell adhesion. Gene Ontology annotation, molecular function: protein binding; DNA-binding transcription factor activity. Lineage: Eukaryota; Metazoa; Chordata; Mammalia; Chiroptera; Molossidae. The record is from RefSeq and is a predicted model, not a curated record. The coding region runs from base 701 to 5302 and encodes 1533 amino acids.
UGACUUCGAAUACCGGCAGCCAGAGGUGUCACAGCCCGAGUGGACGGCUUUCUUCCUUGGCACUUUAAAGGCAGUAACAGAGAAGAAUUUUGAAACAAAGGAUUUUCGAGCCUCUCUAGAGAAUGGUGUUCUGUUGUGUGAUUUGAUUAAUAAGCUUAAACCUGGUGUCAUAAAGAAGAUCAAUAGACUGUCCACACCAAUAGCAGGUUUGGAUAAUAUAAACGUUUUUUUGAAAGCUUGUGAACAGAUUGGAUUGAAAGAAGCCCAGCUUUUCCAUCCUGGGGAUCUACAGGAUUUAUCAAAUCGAGUCACUGUCAAGCAAGAAGAGACUGAUAGGAGAGUGAAAAAUGUUUUGAUAACAUUGUACUGGCUGGGAAGAAAAGCGCAAAGUAACCCCUACUAUAAUGGUCCAUAUCUUAAUUUGAAAGCAUUUGAAAAUCUUUUGGGACAAGGUUUGACUAAGGUACUUGAGGACUCCGGCGGCCUGAAAAGAAGUGGCAGGGACAGUGGUUACGGGGAUAUCUGGUGUGCUGAGCGGGGAGAAUUUCCUGUUCCUCCAGGCAACCAUAAGAGAGAAGAUUCAUUUGAAAGCUUGGACUCUUUGGGGUCUAGGUCAUUCACAAGCUGCUCCUCUGAUACCACACUGAGGGGGGGACGGGAAGGUUUUGAAAGUGACACAGAUUCUGAAUUUACAUUCAAAAUGCAGGAUUACAAUAAAGACGAUAUGUCCUAUCGAAGGAUUUCGGCUAUUGAACCAAAGUCUGCUUUGCCAUUCAAUCGUUUCUUACCCAACAAGAGCAGACAGCCGUCCUACGUGCCUGCGCCCUUGAGGAAGAAGAAGCCGGACAGACACGAGGACAACAGGAGGAGCUGGGCCAGCCCCGUCUGCGCGGAAGCCGAUGGGACGUUUCCGAGUAACGAGAGGAGAACUUGGGGCACAGACACGGAGAACUGGCCAACAGUACCAGGAACUUCAAACUACUUAUGUUACCUGGAGGAGGAGGAAGAGACAAGCAUACCCAACACCGUAAAGGAUGAUCUAUAUGUACGAAAGCUAAGUCCCAUCGUGCCAAACCCAGGGAAUACUUUUGAUCAGUUUCUUCCCAAAUGUUGGAUCCCAGAAGAUGUGAACUGGAAAAGAAUAAAAAGGGAAACUUAUAAACCAUGGUAUAAAGAAUUUCAGGGAUUCAGUAGAAGGAAGCCAGACUCUGAGGAGGAGGAUUCAGGCUCUGACUUUUUUAGUAGGAUACAGAAAGCAGAGCAUAGGCUAGACAGCCACUGCCAAAGACGUUCACUCUUGAUGGAAAUAGCUACCAGACGGGCCAGGAACGCAAGGGACACCCGUGCGGCCGGGAGAGCCCGUGGUGCUUCGGAUGAGCCCAGUCCAUUUUUAUUACUUCAGGCCCUCCAAACAUAUUCUGAUGACAUCUUAUCUUCUGAAACAAAUACCAAAAUUGAUCCCACUGCUGGCCCGAGGCUCAUAACUCGCAGGAAGAACCUCUCUUAUGCACCAGGGUAUAGAAGAGGCGACCUGGAGAUGUCAGCCCUUGAUCCUGACCUAGAGAAUGAUGAUUUCUUUGUCAGAAAGACUGGGGCUUUCCAUGCCAAUCCCGGUGUUCUCCAGGCUUUCAGUGAUUUCAGAAGAUUUUCCCAGUACGAUGAUCCUGUAGAGCGAGAUAUAAUUCUGCAGUGCAGAGAAGGUGAACUUGUACUUCCAGAUCUAGAAAAAGAUGACAUGAUUGUUCGCCGAAUUCCAGCGCAGAAGAAAGAGGUGCCUCUAUCCGGGGCCCCCGACAGAUACCAACCAGUCCCUUUCCCUGAUCCCUGGACUCUUCCUCCAGAAAUUCAAGCAAAAUUUCUCUCUGUACUUGAAAGGACAUGCCCUUCCAAAGAAAAAAGUAUCAUUAAUAGCUGUAGAGUAUUAGUUCCUUCGAAUCGGCAGAAGAAGGAUGACAUGUUGACUCGUAGGAUCCAGUCUUGGAAGCUGGGAACAACCGUGCCUCCCAUCAGUUUCACCCCUGGUCCCUGCAGUGAGGCGGACUUCCAGAAGUGGGAGGCCAUCCGGGAGGCCAGCAGGCUUAGGCACAGGAAACGGCUGAUGGUUGAGAGACUCUUUCAAAAGAUUUAUGGUGAGAAUGGGAGCAAGUCCAUGAGCGAUGUCAGCGCAGAGGACGUGCAGCACUUGCGUCAGCUGCGUUACGAGGAGAUGCAGAAAAUGAAAUCGCAAUUGAAAGAGCAAGAUCAGAAAUGGCAGGAUGACCUUGCAAAAUGGAAAGACCGUCGAAAAAGCUACACUUCAGAUUUGCAGAAGAAAAAAGAAGAGAGGGAAGAAAUUGAAAAGCAGGCCCUCGAGAAAUCUGACAGAAGCUCCAAGACAUUUGAGGAAAUGCUGCAGGACAGGGAAUCCCGAAAUCAGGCGUCUGCAGUGACCUCGAGGAGGAGAAUGUAUUCUUAUGAGGAUGAACUGAAUGAAGACAAGCUUCCCCCGACACUGACUAUGUCAGAAGCAAGUCACCAGAGUGAGAGAGUAGAAGAGAAGGGAAAGACUUACCCUGCAGAAAUUCCUAAGCAAGAUUCUACAACGUUUGUGAAAAGAGAGGACACUCUAACAGCUGAAACGCAGCUUCCUUCCCGAAGCCUCGCGGAAGAACAACGCCCAGCCUCUCUGGCUUCUCAGCCUUCACUGACUACACAAAUGGAGUCGACUCGAGUUUCAGCUUCUCUCCCCAGAAGUUACCAGAAAUCUGAUACAGCUAGGUUAACAUCUGUGGUCACACCGAGACCUUUUGGCUCUCAGUCAAGGGGAAUCUCAUCACUCCCAAGAUCCUACACGAUGGAUGACGCUUGGAAGUACAAUGGACACAUCGAAGGCUUUAAGAGAAGUCAGUACAGUUCGGUCAGCACCUCUGUGCAAAAACCUGACCCAAGCCAGCUCCCUCCCAGCACCUUCGGCGAAAGAGAAGCAGCAACAUCAGAAGAGGGUGUGAUGAGGUUGCGCUCUCCUACACCCCCCAUCUCAUCUCUUUCCCAGGACCAGGCUGCCAUGUCUCACACUACAUUGUCUGUAGUAUCUGGCUCCAAUGUAAUGUCUGAGCUUGGAGAAGGGAGAAGCUCACCACAGACAGAGGUCUCAAGGUCAAAGGAUCAGUUCAGUGAUAUGAGAAUCAGCAUAAACCAGACGCCUGGGAACAGUCUUGACUUUGGCUUUACAGUAAAAUGGGAUAUUUCCGGGAUCUUCAUAGCAUCUGUCGAAGCAGGUAGCCCAGCAGAAUUUUCUCAGCUACAGGUAGAUGAUGAAAUUAUUGCUGUCAACAACACCAAGUUUUCAUACAAGGACACAAAAGAGUGGGAAGAAACCAUGGCUAAUGCUCAAGAAACUGGAAACCUAGUCAUGGAUAUCAGGCGGUAUGGAAACUCUGAUUGGGGCAAAGACCAGCCUUCCCUGCCAUUUACACGGCAUAAAACCCUCAAUCUCACCAGUAUGGCUACCAAAAUUAUAGGUUCACCUGAAACAAAAUGGAUUGAUGCAACCUCUGGAAUUUACAACUCAGACAGAUCUUCAAAUCUAUCAAUAAUGACUGAUUUCUCAGAAAGCCUCCAGAAUUCUAAUACUGAGUCCAAGGAAAUCAAUGGGAUCCGUGAUGAAAGCAAUGCUUUUGAAUUAAAAGCAUCUGAACCUAUUUCUUUGAAAAACUUAAAAAGGCGAUCACAAUUUUUUGAACAAGGAAGCUCUGACUCUGUGGUUCCCGACCUCCCAGUUCCAACGAUCAGCGCCCCCAGUCGCUGGGCCUGGGAUCAAGAGGAGGAGCGGAAGCGGCAGGAGCGGUGGCAGAAGGAGCAGGACCGCCUGCUGCAGGAAAAAUAUCAACGCGAGCAGGAGAAACUAAGGGAAGAGUGGCAAAGGGCUAAGCAGGAGGCUGAGAGAGAGAAUUACAAGUUCUUGAAUGAGGAGCUAAUGGUCCUAAACUCAAACAGCAUCGCUCGGACCACACGGGAGCCUGCUGUUGCCACCUUGGAAGCCACCUGGGACGAAGGGUCCAAGUCUUCCGACAGGGAAGGAACCCGAGCAGGAGAAGAGGAGAGGAGACAGUGGCAAAAGGAAGGUGUGAAUGAAGACCAAAGAAAGAAGCUGCAGGAACAAUUCACUCUUGACAAAGAGAGAGAACUGAAGGAGCAGCAAUAUCAGGAGGAGCAGGAAGAGAAGUGGCGCCAGGCGGAGGAACAGAGGCGCCAGGAGGAGGAACAGAAGCGCCAGGCGGAGGAAGAACAGAGGCGCCAGGCGGAGGAACAGAGGCGCCAGGCGGAGGAACAGAGGCACCAGGCGGAGGAACAGAGGCGCCAGGAGGAGGAACAGAAGCGCCAGGAGGAGGAACAGAAGCGCCGUGCAGAGGAACAGAUGCGCCAGGCAGAGAGAGAGAGGGAAACAUCAGUCAAAAUAUACCAGUAUAGAAGGCCUGUUGAUUCCUAUGAUAUACCAAAGGGCGAGGAAGACUCUUCAGGUUUGCUUCCUAGUGACAGGAAUAAAUCCAGAUCCACUACUGAGCUCGAUGAUUACUCCACAAAUAAAAAUGUAAACCAUAAGUAUUUAGACCAAGUUGGGAGCAGUAGCUCGUCACAGCGGAGCUCCAAGAAGGAGCAAGUUCCAUCAGAAGCGGAGCUGGAGAGGCAACAGAUCCUUCAAGAAAUGAGGAAGAGGACAUCCCUUCACAAUGACAACAGCUGGAUCCGACAGCGCAGUUCCAGUGUCAACAAAGAGCCCAUUUGUCUGCCUGGGAUUAUGAGAAGAGGUGAAUCUCUAGAUAACCUGGAGUCCCCAAGAUCCAGUUCCUGGAGACAGUCCCCUUGGCUCAGUCAGUCUACAGGGGUCUAUGCUUCUUCCUCCGUCCAAGACUUCAGCCGCCCCCCACCGCAGCUGGUGUCCACAUCGAACCGCGCCUACAUGCGGAACCCGUCCUCCAGCAUACCCCCUCCUUCUGCCGGCGCUGGGAAGCCCACCUCCGCACCUUCCCCCACUCCACGCAGCCAUUUCCCUGCAGCUUCACCCCCGGGCUCCCAGCCACGCAACAGGUCAGUCAGUGGGAAGCGCGUGUGCUCCUACUGUCAUAACAUUCUGGGCAAAGGCGCCGCCAUGAUCAUCGAGUCCCUGGGUCUUUGUUAUCAUUUGUAUUGUUUCAAGUGUGUUGCCUGUGAGUGUGACCUCGGAGGCUCUUCCUCAGGAACCGAAGUCAGAAUCAGAAACAACCAACUGUACUGCAACAACUGCUAUCUCAGAUUCAAAUCUGGACGGCCAACCGCCAUGUGAUGUAAGCCUCCACACGAAAGCACUGUUGCAGAUAGAAGAAGAGUUGGUUGCUGCUGAUGUAGA